UUUUCCGGGACUGGAAGUGUUUGACGCAUUUGUAGCCGUAAAUGAAACAGUGAAUACACAACUUUUUCUCUGAUAAGUAUUGUGUUGAUGGUUUGUGUCUGUCCUUGGGAGUGAAACGUUUCUCCCCUUGCAACUGCGGCAGCUUUAAACCCUGCAACCCCGCCCCUCAGUACUAUCACAUGAAUCUGGACUCAACAGCAGUGGAUGUGAAAAAAAAAGUUUGGAGGUCUCGCUGGAAUCACUUUUCUCCAACUAGUUUCACACAGCUUUGAGUAUUUCUUUCCACUUUAGGAGGCGUUUAGGUGAAAGUUUGCAUCGGAAAUCGGAAUUCCUCUGCGUGUUUCCCCGGCUGUGAUUUCUCCAGCUUAGUUUUUUUUUUCCCCUGCAGGAAUACAGAGACGGAGAGAGAGAGAGAGGAAAACGGUCUGGCUGCUUGAAGAUUUCUUUUCGACACCAAAAAGUUUUGGUUUUUUUUUUUUUUUUUUUGUUUGUUUGUUUUGUUUUUUUGUUUGUUUUUUUUUUUUUUGGCGACAUGGACACGCACCGCGGCGGCGCGCCUCCGGCCGGGCAGCAGGUCGUGCACGUCCGCGGGGACUCGCAGACGGAGCUGGAGGCCCUCUUCAGCGCCGUGAUGAACCCCAGCAAGGCGACCAGACAGCCGGCCUCCCUGCCCAUGAGGAUGAGGAAACUGCCGGACUCCUUCUUCAGGCAGCCGGAUCCCCGGGGCCACUCCAGACAAGCCAGUUCGGAUGGAGGUGUGUGCGGUUCCCUCACUCCUCAUCACGUCCGCGCCCACUCCUCCCCUGCUUCCCUCCCAGUCAACUCCCUCUCCACUCAAGCGGCAGAUGUAGCAGCGACGCCAAUCAUACCUGACGACGUGCCACUCCCCCACGGUUGGGAAAUGGCCAAAACGCCUACUGGCCAACGAUACUUCCUCAAUCACCUGGAUAAGACAACCACUUGGCACGACCCUCGUCUCUCGCAGCUUCAGUCGGCUGCGGCUCAGCAUCCUAUCCCCGGCGCUCCGGUCCAUUCCCACUCCCUCAGCAAUCCAGCUCCCACUACGCAACCACAAAACAUCAGUCCAGAGACAGGUCCACUGCCUGAAGGCUGGGAGCAGGCUGUGACUGCAGAUGGAGAGGUGUACUACAUCGAUCACAUAAAUAAGACCACCACAUGGGUCGACCCGCGUCUAGCACAAAAGAUGAACCCUGGCAUCCUCGGCUUGGCAAUGCAGCAAAGGCAGGAAAAGGAAAGGCUUAGAUGCAAACAAGGCCUGCCUCAGCAAAUCACACCACAGGAGGCAGGAGGAAGAAAUCAGAUGGACCAUGACAGGAAUGCACAGACACUUGUCCCAUCUCUGGAUGUUAGGAUCAGAGCAUCAAACCAUGAACCUACACUUAAUGGCGCUCACUCUCGCAACGAGAGCACCGACAGCGGUCUGAGCGUCAGCAGCUUACCCCGCACGUCGGACCACAUGUUGAGCUCUGUGGAUCACAUGGAUACUGGCGACUCCGGUGAACCCUCCUCGAUGACCUUACAGGAGUCGAUGCCCGUGCUCCCAAUGUCUGAGAACGAGGAGCUAAUGCCCUGCAUCCCCGAGGGGCUGAGUUCAGACCUUCUGAUGGACAUGGAGACCGUUCUCUCUGGUUCGCAUAUGGACAGGGACAGCCUGCUCACCUGGCUAUAGACACAUCCGGCCGCAGCCUAACGUAUGGUUUGAUGUCAGAUCUUCAUAACAUGACUGAGAAUUUUGGAGGAUUUUUUUUUCUUUGCUUCAGAAGUGGUACAGAACAACACAACUGAGAGAAUACACUACCGUUGUGUGAUGGAUACGUAACACUACUCACACCCUGAGGAAUAUAAAAAACUGACUCUCACAGACGGUGGUAAGCUGCUGGUAUUCUCUUUUUGGGCCUGGUUUUACAGAGAUGCAUGCUGGAGCGUCUAUAUUUUUACAACACUCCUUUCUUUUUAGUCAUCGACCUCAGAUGAUGCUCCCCACGUCUCUGGUAAAGUAUGUCAGAGCUAAUUUUAGAGUACAGAUUUUUUUUAUUAUCCCCUCUUGGGUAAUACUGUUUGCUUAAAACUUUUAUAAACACAGAGUCAAGUCAGAAACAUCUGCAUCUAACAGUUACUUUAAUGCAAAAGAAGUUAUGUUAAAAUAAGACACAAGUUGCACAAAAAUGUAAAUGUAACAAAACAAUAUAUAUAUAUAUACAUAUAUAUAUCAUAUCCACAUUUAUCUCUUACUUCAUAUAGCCUGUGGCGCAAAAUAGAAACAUCUACAGUAGUAUUACUACCUCUAAGCUGCCUGUAGUUUGUGAUUUUAAUGCACAUGCUCUCAGUCUGAAACAUGCUCUUAAGAAGCAUCAGGACUGAGAGCAAGAGCUGAUUCAAAGAAUUUAUCUCGAUCAACACUACAUAGCUGCCAUAAAACCAAAAAUCCCAGCUUACAAAAUACUUAUCACAGUUCACACUCCAUUGCGACACAGAAAUAUUAAGGGGAAGAGGACGCUCCCUUGUGGUGAGCCAGUGGAAGAUUAACAAAACUCCCAUUUAUUCUCAGAAUGUCAGUUAAAACACUCACAAGCCAAAAAACAGUAUUAAAUCCCCAAUCAGAGUCACUGAUACGGUGAAGACUGAGGCUGCUCACAACUAAGACUGUAACAUUUUCUGUUGUUUUUCAGAAUAAAGUUCAGGAGAAUAAGCUUUGCCUGUAGUUGCAGUAAAAAAAAACAACUCAUUCCUAACAAAUCACAGCCUGUCAGUGACAGUCAGAGAAAUAAAGACUACGGGACAGUGCCAAUGUGAAGAGGAAUUUCAACUCAACACUACAAGUAAUGUUAAAGUAUGUUUGCAGGAUCUCUCUUCAGAGAAAGGACCCCGGGAUUAUACACAGGAUGUCCACAGUAGAUGAGCACAUGGUCAGUAUAAUGCAAUCCAACAUAAUGCAGGGUUUCCCCCAGGAAACUGAAAUCCUGACGCAUUUGGUCUUGUGAUCAAUUUAGUCGGUAGAUGAUGGUUUCAACACACUCAUUAGAUACAACACAUGGCCUUUGCUGUGUGAAAUAGCAACUUUGCUCUUUUUACUUUUAGGUUACGGUUUUGUAUUUUUUUAGAACAGUUGCCCACGUCUGUUCUGAAACACUACAGCAAAUGCUGCAAUAGCCUCACUAUAAAAUCACCUAUUUUGAAGUAACUAUUAUUCCGGGUUUGUUAAUGCUGUGUUUCAGUUUUUGUUGUUCUAUUGGAUUGCAUUUUAUUGUAAAGUGUUCCAGUCAUUUUGUCCACCCCUGCAUUGGAUAUAAGCUUCACAAUGGUAGUAUUUAUUGGAGAUUUGUCUUAUUGGAUUACAUUAUAUUGUACAGUUGUAAUAUUAUUGUGUUCACCCCUGUUGAAGAAAUGAUGCCAUAUAGUUUCAGCAAGAAGAAUAUUCAUUGAGUCAGUCAACAGCCCAUCAACUUUGAGAUUAAGCUGUGUUAUUCCUCUUAUCGCUUUUUCCACCACUGGUUUGAUAUGUUUCCGACAUAAAACCAGCAGCAGGUUCAGCCAUGUUUUUUAGUUUUAGCUCCUUACCUUAAACUACACUUCAUCUACACCUGAUACUUUUGCUGACCAUACCUGGAUACAUGCAGCACAGAUUUAGAUUUUCAGAUGCAUUUUUCUCAUCAGUUCAUCUACUGUUUUCCACAGUUCUCUUGCAAAUUGUUUAAGCAAUGUAAUCACUAACUGUGACCAUCAAGUCUGCAUUAUUCUUUCACUUGUGCAUUAUCAUGGUGUGGUGAUGCAAUUUAAGAGCAGAUUGAUUUAAGAGUCUGUGCUGUGUUACUAAAUAAUGAUGCAACACUGACUGCACUCCUGAUGCUCGCUGUAACGAAGCUUCAGUUUCACUUCAAGUCCAUCAAAGUAACACAUCUUUUCCCCAGUACAGUUUUUUUGGCUUUUUUUUUUUUUUUACUAUAGAUGCCAUGUAUACAAAGCCACAUUAUCAUCAUCCUUUUCUUUUAAAAAAUCUGUCCUUGGCUCAAGUUUUCCACUCUUAAAGAGCUGUUUUGUAAGUGGGAGGGAGGGAAAUAUUGUGCUUUAAAAAUGGGCUUCAGGGCCGUUUGGAGAGUCGUAGUCAAGGACCCUGUUGUGCCUCCUCAGAAAAGCAACAUACUAAUUGCAGAUGCUGUGUUCUUGGUAUGUUUUGUUCUAACUAUAAGUGCUGUCUGGUGCUGUAAUAGAAGGCAAUCGUCAAUAUGGGGAGCUCUUUAAUCCUGCUCCUUUAGCUAAAGUAUAUAAUAAGUAUAUAAUCUGUUUUUAUCCGCCGGGUUGUUUCUGCAGUGUGUUUAUAUUUUAUCUGAAUUUGAAGCUGUUUUAUUAUUGGUGAGAGCAUUUCUUCUAACCAGCUUCCUUUUUUACACACAUACAGUAUAUAGAGAUAAAGACUUCAUUCACAACAUCCCUAAAUAAAGAGCCAGGUCACCUUUUUGUAAUCUUUAGCUAAAGCUAAAUUAAAGUACCAUGGGCUCAUACGCAUAAUGCAACACACUACCUAGCAUUUUAUUUAUCUUAGCAUGCAUGACACUCGCUAUGUAUGUUAUGUAUAAUGAUGUUUAUUAUCCUAUUUACAGAGAGUUUGGAUGCAAUCAGACUUCUUUUGUACCUUUUUAUGCAUGUGCUUUAUAUAAAUUUAUUUCCUCUUACUCUCACUGUAAUCAUUUUAAAGGAGUUUCUGUUUAAUAAACUUUUAAAUACA
Messenger RNA from Lates calcarifer (barramundi perch), 4744 nucleotides. Its product is annotated as transcriptional coactivator YAP1. Gene Ontology annotation, cellular component: cytoplasm; nucleus. Lineage: Eukaryota; Metazoa; Chordata; Actinopteri; Centropomidae. Gene Ontology annotation, molecular function: transcription corepressor activity; transcription coactivator activity; protein binding. Gene Ontology annotation, biological process: hippo signaling; positive regulation of transcription by RNA polymerase II. The record is from RefSeq and is a predicted model, not a curated record. The coding region runs from base 533 to 1690 and encodes 385 amino acids. The transcript has 9 exons.